Oldenlandia corymbosa var. corymbosa is the source of this 1497-nucleotide messenger RNA. The record is from the annotation of a GenBank genome assembly. Lineage: Eukaryota; Viridiplantae; Streptophyta; Magnoliopsida; Gentianales; Rubiaceae.
AAAAAAUUGGGAACCGAAAUCAUUCUUUCCUUGGCAUUAGAGAACAAAGUGCAAAGAAAAGAAUAAUUAAAUACCGCUUUCAGUAAAGCGGUUAAAAAAAAGAAAGCCAGAAGUUAUGGAUGAAGAAGAAUAUAGAAAUUUCUCACUUCUCCUCCAACGCCUUUUUCACCUCCAUAAUCAUAAACACCCCACGAAGCACCAUUGUUGCAAUUUGCCACUCUGUUCCUCAUUAUUACUGUUGGCCCUGUUGUCAUUCUCUGGAUUUAGUGCUAUUUAAUAUUUAUUACAUGGGUUGUUGAAGAAAAGCUCGAAAAAUGGAUACUUUGAUCCUGAAGAUCAGACUAAUGUUGCUUACUUGGCUUCACCUCCGAUCUCAACCCGGUUCUGUGUAUUUUGUAAAAUGCUUCUCCUAUAGAGAGAUAAAGAAGGCCACUGAUGGAUUCAAGAGGAUCCUUGAAAACUCUUCCAAGGGUACUACUUACAGAGCCAAAUUCCAAAAUGGACAAGCUGCCACUAUUAAAGAAAUUAGAGCAUAUGAUGAUCUUGAUGACGAGGCAUUCUAUGGAAAUGUUCAACUGCUGGGGCACUUGCACCAUCGCCAUAUUGCUUCUCUAAGUGGAUAUUCCAGAGGACACAAGAGGUUCCUGAUAUAUGAAGAUUGUGAGAGAGGAAGUCUGAAGGAUCACCUUUCAGAUCCUCUGAAGACUCCCUUGAAUUGGAGAACACGACUACAAAUAGCUGUUGGUAUCGCUGCUGCUCUGGAAUACUUGCAUUUUUUCUGUGACCCACCAGUAUAUCAUGUCUCCAUCAGCUCAAGUACCAUAAUGCUUGACGAGAAUUUGAUCGCGAAGCUCUCUGAUGUUAGCCUUUUGUCAUCUGCUGCAAGUGAAAAAACACAGCCAAACUCUGAAGAAGGAUCCUCAAGGCAAAGUUGUAAUGACUCGAUCUUUCAGCUUGGUUUGCUAAUCUUGGAGCUUAUUACUGGUCAAUCCUCAGAUAAUGGGGGAGUCGACCUGGUUCAGUGGGUCCAAGAAGCUCUUGUCCCUAGAUCAAUCAACAAGAUGAUUGAUCCGGAUCUUGGUAGCAGUUAUAAUCCCAAAGAACUCAAAGGUCUUUUAUCGGUUGCAAGAUUGUGUAUAGAAGCUUUAGAUAAACCACCUAGUUACCCUUCUCAGGUUCUUCGAUAUCUUAGGACAAAAGUAGCCACAAUUAGAACGUGACAUUAACACAGACAAUGUAAAACAAUCAACAAUUAGAAACCAGACCUAGAUGAGGUUUAAUUUGUAGUAGGAAGGAUUUAUAGCUACUAGGUAGUGGCGUAUCUCAUUCAGCAGUUUUGAUAUUGUCAGGUGGAGAUACCUGCUACUUAGGUAAUGUGCCUAUUCUAGCAUUUAGGAUUAUUCAUCCUGAACAGCCUGAGACGAUUUUGACUGUAAGAUUAUUGUAAAAGACAGAUUCAUUUUCAUUAUAUUUAUAUAACUCAUUGAGCGACUAACG